This is a messenger RNA of Trichomonas vaginalis G3, 150 nucleotides long. RefSeq lists its product as uncharacterized. Lineage: Eukaryota; Parabasalia; Trichomonadida; Trichomonadidae. The record is from RefSeq and is a predicted model, not a curated record. The coding region runs from base 1 to 150 and encodes 49 amino acids. The transcript has a single exon.
AUGACAAACAUAGAAACUGCUUAUGAAACACCAUUCAUGACAAACAUAGAAACUGCUUAUGAAACUCCAUUCAUGACAAACAUAGAAACAGCAGUUGAAACACCAUUUGGAACAUUCUCUCGAACAAUUUCUGAAACUGCAAUUGAAUAA